Molecule: messenger RNA, 528 nt
Organism: Closterium sp. Yama58-4
Lineage: Eukaryota; Viridiplantae; Streptophyta; Zygnematophyceae; Desmidiales; Closteriaceae
Source: the annotation of a GenBank genome assembly
AUGUCGAACAAACACCACGUUGCUGCUCAUCCGUGGCACGACUUGGAAAUCGGUCCAGAAGCUCCUACUGUCUUCAACGUUGUCGUAGAAAUCUCCAAGGGAAGCAAAGUCAAGUACGAGCUUGAUAAGAAGUCCGGCCUUAUCAAGGUCGACCGUAUUCUGUACUCUUCGGUGGUGUAUCCUCACAACUAUGGGUUCAUCCCGAGGACUCUCUGCGACGAUAACGAUCCAAUGGAUGUCCUCGUCUUGAUGCAGGAGCCAGUGAUUCCUGGAUGUUAUCUUCGUGCCAGGGCAAUUGGGCUUAUGCCUAUGAUUGAUCAGGGAGAGAUGGACGACAAGAUCAUUGCUGUGUGCGCCGACGACCCAGAGUACAAGCAUUUCAAGUCUAUUGACGAGCUUCCGAGGCACAGACUGCAAGAAAUCAAGCGUUUCUUUGAGGACUACAAGAAGAACGAGAAUAAGGAAGUCGCAGUCAACACUUUUCUCGGUGCCACAGAAGCCGUUUCAGCUGUGAAGAAAUCCAUGUAA